CAGGCCCAAAGCAGAGCUCUCCACUGGAGUCACUGAGUCUCCUUUGAACCGCAAGUGAACUCCAGGGCUGCGCUCCCAACCCAGCUUCGCUGUUGCUGCUGCCCCCCGCUGCUGCAGGUACCUGCAUCUUUAGCAGUUCGGAGCUGGCUUCUGUUUUCCGUUAGUGCUUUGCUGCAGGGACAAAUGCAUACAAAUGCAUUUAGGAGCCUACAGGACAAGGCAUGGAAAGGUCUCCCCCGCCACAAAAACGAAACUGCUUCUUCGUUUUAUUGUACUAUGUGCGGCGUGCGUUACUGUUCAUGCACAGGGACAAGGCAUAGAUAUUCUUCAUCGACUAGGCCUUGGAGGCAAAGAUGUAAGAUACACAUCCCCAGUUACUGCUGUGCUGCUGUCACCCACACCAUUACCUCAGAGGGUCCAGUUAACAGAAUUUGGUGUCACUUUAAAAAAUAAUGCCUACAUCGAGUCACCUCUCAUGAACAUUUUACCAGUUAGCUUAAGACCGCCACUGACCAUAUUGAUUGGGUUGCAGUCACAUAAAAUGAACAAUGCAUUUCUCUUCAGCAUUCGAAAUAACAACAGGCUGCAAUUAGGAGUGCAGUUGCUGCCUAAGAAACUGAUAGUGCAUGUUGGAGGAAAGCAAUCGGUGGUUUUCAACUACAGCGUCCAUGAUGAGCGAUGGCACUCGCUUGCCAUCACUGUUAGAGACCGAGUUGUCUCCAUGUUCUUCGAAUGUGGAAAGAGAUAUUUUAGCGGAGAGACUGCUUCAGAGGUUCAGACCUUUGACUCUCACAGUGUGUUCACCUUGGGAAGUAUGUAUAAUAAUUCUGUCCACUUUGAAGGGACAGUGUGUCAGCUGGAUAUCAUUCCUUCCACAGCAGUGUCUGCAGACUAUUGCAGAUACAUGAAACAGCAGUGCCCCCGAGCAGACAUGUCCCAAGCUGAAACAAGCCUUCCUCAUGUGGCAAUAAUGCCAACCAGACACCCUGAGCACACACCCUUACCCAAAGGAUUUGAAUUACCAAAAGAGGCAUUCACGGAUCACACUCCUUUGCCCAAAGGAUUUGGUAAAACAGAAUUGCCACAGAAGACAUUCUCUGAUGGCAAAGAUAUUCCAAAUAUCAGAAAUAACAAUUCUUCCACAGUACAGGGAAGCCAAGAGUACCAGACAUCAUGGUCCCACCUAACUUCUUUCCGUUCAGAAAACGCCUCAGCUGUGACUCUCCCAAACUACAGACUUCAAGCUCAAGAAAUCAUCAACAAGGAAGAGGUCAAUUUAAACCCGCCGGUGUCUCAUCAUCACCACAGUGAGGCAAGAAUAAAUACAGAGAAGAAAUUUAGUCCCCCUUUAGAUGGAGCAGACAACAUCACCCAACACGAUGAGGAAGCAGCUGACCGGCCCCUGCCUAAGCAAGCAUCACCUAGCAUGGCACACACAAAUCAAGAGGCCAUGACUAAUCUCAACAAAAAUAUCACAGCAAAUCUACACACCAAUGACCUCAUGGAAAGGGAACAGAUUUUAAACACCUCCCUGUAUAGAGUGAAGCUUGGGCCCUCUAUGGAUAACCACCUUGAACUAAGGAAGGAAGGGGAAUUUCACCCUGAUGCUACUUAUACCAUCGACCAUAGCUAUGAAGCCCAGCCUUAUGAUUAUUAUUAUUAUGAGGAUUAUAGUGAAAUGCUUGGUGUGGAGUAUCUGAGAGGGCCAAAAGGGGACACUGGACCUCCCGGUCCCCCUGGUCCCAUGGGUAUCCCGGGUCCAUCAGGCAAAAGAGGCCCACGGGGCAUUCCGGGACCACAUGGAAAUCCUGGGUUACCUGGAUUCCCAGGUCCAAAGGGCCCCAAAGGAGAUCCCGGGUUCUCGCCGGGCCAAGCUGCUUCUGGAGAAAAGGGUGACCAUGGUAUUUUUGGAUUAGUGGGCCCCCCUGGUUUACAAGGUGAAAAGGGUCCCAAAGGACAUCCAGGGCUCCCUGGCCUCCGUGGGGAACAAGGAGUUCCAGGACUCGCUGGUAAUCUUGGCUCACCUGGCUACCCUGGCAGGCAGGGUUUAGCUGGACCGGAAGGGAACCCAGGCCCUAAAGGUGUCCGAGGUUUCAUUGGCUCUCCUGGAGAAGCAGGACAGAUGGGACCUGAAGGAGAAAGGGGCAUUCCGGGGAUGCGUGGGAAGAAGGGUCCAAAGGGAAGACAGGGCUUUCCGGGUGACUUUGGAGACAGGGGCCCUGCUGGUCUGGAUGGUAGCCCUGGGCUUGUAGGUGGCACUGGGCCUCCUGGAUUUCCUGGUAUUAGAGGAAGUGUUGGUCCUGCAGGACCGAUUGGACCCCCGGGAGCUCCUGGCCCAAUGGGCCUCUCAGGAAAUAGAGGACCACCUGGAAUCAAAGGUGAUAAGGGUGAGCAAGGAUUGACGGGAGAGCCAGGAGAACCUGGGUAUCCUGGAGACAAGGGCACCAUCGGGUCACCAGGACCUCCAGGGAUAAGAGGAAAGUCAGGACCUUCAGGACAACCAGGUGACCCAGGACCCCAGGGACCAGCUGGACCUCCAGGACCAGAGGGUUUUCCAGGAGAUAUUGGGGUUCCUGGACAAAAUGGACCUGAAGGACCAAAGGGUGAGCUUGGAAGCAGAGGGCCCCCUGGGCCUCCAGGACUCAAAGGAACCCAGGGAGAAGAAGGACCAGUUGGACCCUUUGGAGAACUAGGACCAAGGGGAAAACCAGGGCAAAAAGGGAAUAUGGGGGAACCAGGGCCAGAAGGCUUAAAGGGAGAAGUAGGAGACCAAGGAGAUAUUGGGAAAACUGGCGAAACAGGACCUGUUGGUUUACCCGGAGAAGUAGGAAUAACUGGAAGCAUGGGUGAAAAGGGAGAACGUGGAAGUCCAGGCCCAGUUGGUCCUCAGGGGGAAAAGGGUGUCAUGGGCUACCCAGGUCCUCCCGGGGCUCCAGGACCCAUGGGCCCACUGGGAUUACCUGGUCUUGUUGGGGCAAGAGGAGCACCUGGGAGCCCGGGUCCUAAAGGACAAAGGGGACCCAGAGGACCAGAUGGCCUUCCAGGGGAUCAAGGUGGACAUGGUGCCAAGGGUGAAAAAGGAAAUCAAGGCAAAAGAGGGUCUCCGGGUCUUUCCGGAAAGACUGGAAGCCCAGGGGAGAAGGGAGAUCAAGGAAACCCAGGCUUACAAGGACUCCCUGGCAGCCCAGGAGACAGGGGGCCUGGCGGAGAACCAGGACCUCGAGGACCACCUGGCAAUGCUGGACUUCCUGGAGAGAUGGGUGUGGAGGGACUUCCAGGCACUGAGGGAGAAUCUGGCCUCCAAGGCGAACCAGGCGCUAAGGGAGAUACUGGACCUACCGGCAGCACCGGAGCAACUGGGGAGCCAGGGUCCCGUGGAGAACCAGGAGCUCCUGGAGAAGAAGGUCUCCAAGGAAAAGACGGAUUGAAGGGGGCUCCAGGAGGAAGUGGACUCCCUGGAGAGGAUGGAGACAAAGGAGAGAUGGGCUCACCAGGAACAACGGGGCCUUGGGGUAGAGCGGGUCAAAUGGGUCUUCCAGGGCCAGAUGGAAUUGUGGGAGCCCCAGGACAAAGAGGUCGGCCAGGGAAAAAGGGUGAUAAAGGACAAACAGGACCCGUGGGAGAAGUUGGAAGCCGAGGCGCCCCUGGAAAAGCUGGAGAGAGUGGUCCUAAGGGCGCCAGAGGAACAAGAGGUGCUGUGGGUCCAUUAGGAUUGAUGGGACCUGAUGGAGAACCAGGAAUACCAGGAUACAGAGGCCAUCAAGGUCCACCAGGACCCUCUGGAUUGCCAGGACCUAAAGGAGAAAAGGGCUACCCAGGAGAAGACAGCAAAGUCCUAGGACCUCCCGGGCCUCGAGGUGAACCAGGCCCAAUGGGGGAACAAGGAGACAGAGGAGAGCAUGGUGACGAAGGCUAUAAGGGCCAUAUGGGUGUGCCAGGACUCCGAGGUGCCACUGGACAACAAGGGCCCCCAGGUGAACCGGGCGACCAGGGUGGACCAGGACUAAAGGGAGAGAGAGGAUCUGAAGGUCCUAAGGGGAAAAAAGGAGUUCCUGGUCCUUCUGGGAAACCUGGCAUCCCUGGACUUCCAGGUCUUCCCGGGCCAAAAGGCUUGCAAGGAUACCAUGGAGCAGACGGGAUGUCAGGAAACCCUGGGAAGCCUGGGCACCUUGGAAAACUAGGACUUCCUGGUGUCACAGGCAUCCCAGGAAGACCAGGAUUGGCUGGAUCCCCAGGUCCUCAAGGAAGAAAGGGCUUACCAGGCCCACCAGGAAGCCCUGGUGUUCCGGGCACAAAGGGUGAACAAGGGCUACCUGGUCAACCUGGAAUUCCAGGUCAAAGAGGUCAACGAGGAGCACAAGGUGACCAAGGACGACAUGGAGAGCCUGGCCUGAAAGGGCAGCCUGGGGAACACGGUGAUCAAGGAUUGACAGGAUUCCAAGGAUUCCCAGGCCCCAGAGGUCCAGAGGGGGAUGCUGGUAUUGCUGGAAUUGCAGGCCCUAAAGGUCCCACUGGGCAGAGAGGAAACACUGGCCCUCUCGGCAGAGAAGGUAUAAUAGGCCCAACAGGUGAAACUGGACCCAGAGGUGAAAAAGGCUUUAGAGGUGAAACUGGCCCCCAAGGACCAAGAGGUCAGCCAGGACCUCCUGGUCCUCCAGGAGCACCUGGUCCGAGAAGACAAAUGGAUAUCCAUGCUGCUAUUCAGGCCCUGGUUGCAUCAAAUUCUGCCCUGCAGAUGGAGAGUUACCAGAAUACUGAGGUGACUUUAAUCAACCACAGUACAGAGAUUUUCAAAACCCUGACCUACCUUAGCAGUUUACUGAGCAGCAUGAAGAACCCCCUUGGUACACGAGAUAACCCAGCACGGAUCUGCAAGGAUUUGCUCAGCUGCGAGUACAAGCUUUCAGAUGGAAAAUACUGGAUUGAUCCAAAUCUUGGGUGCUCUUCAGAUGCCUUUGAGGUGUUCUGCAAUUUUAGUGCUGGUGGCCAAACAUGUUUAUCUCCUGUUUCUGUGACGAAGCUGGCGUUUGGCGUAGGCAAAGUGCAGAUGAACUUCCUUCAUUUACUGAGCGCAGAAGCCACCCACGUCAUCACCAUCCACUGUCUCAGCACGCAGGCAGCUGGCCCAGGAUUGCCUGUUAGUUUCAAAGGAUGGAACGGUCAGAUUUUUGAAGAAAACACUCUACUUGAACCUAAAGUCCUCUCAGAUGACUGCAAGAUUCAGGAUGGCAGCUGGCACAAGGCACAAUUCCUUUUUCACACCCAGAAUCCUAAUCAGCUUCCUGUGAUUGAAGUGCAAAACCCUCCUCAUCUGGGAACCCAGCGAAAGCUCCACAUUGAAAGCAGCUCUGUGUGCUUUCUCUAAAGCCUCUGGCUUAGGGCUGAAACCACGCUGUGGGUCAGGUGAUUGGUGCAGAGGGGGAAAUGCAAACAGAACCGUGUGUGGUUAUGAAAUGUGGGGGGGAAUGGAACAGUGGCUAAAUCUUAAGAAAUCUCAGGAAGAAAAGAUUUCCUCCCAAGGAGAAACGGCGUUUUUAAAGGACGAUGAUUGAUAGCGUAUUUAAUUCUCUUAAUUUUUUUUAUUGAUCUGAAUUUUCAUCAAGAAUUCCCUAGAACUGAAAAUGUAUAAACUUGGGACUCUUAAGGGUGCCCUAAGCUUUCACCCCGUUAGACAGCUGGAGCUGCGGGGCACCGCGGAGCAGUACUGGAUAGUGCAAGCGGUGCAACGUUUCUGUCUAAAAACGUGCGAGCCACUGGCUGUGGCUCCCUAUCUUCCCAAACACUAAGCUGUAUUCAGGUCCCCAUGGGCAUAAAAUCUUAGCGGGUGUACACUACCUCUUCCAUGUUGCCUUUUUUGUGUUGCUUGGUGCUGUUUCUCAAAACAGGGUGCUGUGGCUGUCUGUCAUAGACUAUUUUAUUUCUUUCUUCAUCUUCGUCAUUAAGAGUGUAUGUACUGGUUACAUCAAAAUAUGUCUCAAUUGUUAAUACUUAUUUCCAUUUGUUUGGUCCCAUGCCUAAUAACAAGUUAAAGCUAUUUAUGCAAAGUCCUUAUUUUAUUUUAAAAUUCUUUUUAUGCACACGGAAUCAAAGCCAGCAAGUUGUAACUCAUGUCUACGCACAAGAGAAUUGGGGUGUUUGUUUUGUUUUUUGUUUUCUUCUUUAAAUUGCUGUAAAAAGUACCUUAUGCCACCUAUAUCCAGUGGUGGGUUUGGGUUAGAAACUGGGGUUUAUAAUAUACUGUUUUAAAACUCCAAGAUCAUCCGGAAUGAUACUUUGUAUAUAUAUAAAUAUUGUGUAAAGUUUUAGUUCAGCCAAUCUUUUGAAAAUUGCUGCUGUUUUAAAUUAUAAAACUAUAUUUAUGCUUUAUAGAAAAUACUUGCUUUGUAGUACUUACUGAUUUUUCUUUCACUGUUCUUAAACAUAAUGUUAGUGCUUAAAGGAAUUUUAUAGUCUUUAAUGCAGCAUCAUGCAUUGAGAAGAGUCUUUCUCUACUAAAACUAAGCUCUGCCCAGUUGAUCUUUUCUUCUUGUCAGAGAAAUGCUAGCUCAAUAUUAAAAGAAAAAGAUUAUAACUCUUGCUGUAUGGACGAGCC
Arvicola amphibius (Eurasian water vole) is the source of this 6592-nucleotide messenger RNA. RefSeq names its product collagen type XXIV alpha 1 chain (gene Col24a1). The coding region runs from base 194 to 5365 and encodes 1723 amino acids. The transcript has 62 exons. Gene Ontology annotation, molecular function: extracellular matrix structural constituent. The record is from RefSeq and is a predicted model, not a curated record. NCBI's taxonomy places the organism in Eukaryota, Metazoa, Chordata, Mammalia, Rodentia, Cricetidae.